GAACCACCCAGCCAGCCCGCCUGCCAUGAAGGGGGCCAAAUCCAAGGGCGCCGCCAAGGCCGAAACCAAGUUGGCGGUGAAGAGCAAGGGGGCGGAGAAGCCGGCGCCCAAGGGCAGGAAGACCAAGCCCGCCAAGGACCCCAACAAGCCCAAGCGCGCGCCCAGCGCCUUCUUCGUCUUCAUGGACGAGUUCCGCAAGGAGUUCAAGGAGAAGAACCCCAAGAACAAAUCUGUCGCUGCAGUCGGCAAAGCAGCCGGUGAGAGGUGGAAAAGCCUGAGCGAAUCGGACAAGGCUCCCUACGUCGCCAAGGCCAACAAGCUCAAGGGCGACUACAACAAGGCCAUUGCCGCAUACAACAAGGGCGAGGUAUCCACGAGCGCUGCUGCCGCCACCAAGAAGGCCGCUCCUGCUGCCAAGGACGAGGACGACGACGAGGAGGAGUCCGACAAGUCCAAGUCCGAGAUCAACGACGAGGACGACGACGAGGGUAGCGACGAGGACGAGGACGACGACGAGUGAAGCCUCCCGCCCUCCCAAGACGGUGGACCACAAAACCUGGGAGCUGCUGUGCAAGCGCCUUGCACUGUGGUAGUGGUGUCGGGCUCCCAUAACGAGAGCCUAUCCAUCCGUCCCCUGUACUAGAAUUAUCUCUUCAACGUCGUCAUGUUUUUACCUUUUCUCUCGUCGCUAUAACGGACAGCGCUACCUGUUGGCGCCCAUCGGCGGUGUAGUCCUCCCCGCGUGUACCUAGAUCAUCAUUACUCUUUCCCAUUGUCACCCAGCGGCUGCUAACAUUGUGAUAAUAUCAGUUUGGGUAAUGUUAGAUUAAAUUCCUGUUCCA
Lolium rigidum is the source of this 842-nucleotide messenger RNA. RefSeq names its product HMG1/2-like protein. The transcript is spliced from 7 exons. Lineage: Eukaryota; Viridiplantae; Streptophyta; Magnoliopsida; Poales; Poaceae. Bases 26 to 520 code for a protein of 164 amino acids. The record is from RefSeq and is a predicted model, not a curated record.